AGUCCCGAGCUCGCCGCGCGCGCUCCCCCACAGCCCGCCGGCUCUCCCCGCAGCGUGAUCCAGGCGCCACCGCGGAGGGGAGGGGGGGUUCGCUACGUCGCUGGCGGCGGGAGGCCGUUUCGGAGUGCAAAACGCCCCCCUUCCCUGCCAACCUCCCCCUGCUGCCCGCCCUUGUUCUCGCCCUGCUCCGGCUACACGCCGCCGCCGCGGGCGCCGAGGAGGAGAGCGCGGACGCCCCUGCGCCCGGCUCGGCCCGGGCCCCGCCGCGGCGCCUCCCUCCCCUCACCCCGAGCCGCAGCGUGCGGCGGCGGCGGCGCCUCGAGCUCGAGCGACCCGCAGCCGCCAGCGCCGGCCGAGGGCGAUGGGGCUGGGCUGAGGCGCGGCGGCGGCGGCGGAGGCGACAGCGGUGGGCCCCGGCCCUGCGCGGCCCCUCGGCUGCUCCGGCCGGGAGGCCGCCGAGGAGACGGCGCGGCGGUGCCGGAUCUGACAGAAACAUCCUUGGAUCUUGGUGUCUGGACAUAGGAGAGCCGGCUUUUGAAAGCUCUGCUAAUAUCAACAGUUGGAAGGAAUGAUGAUACAGUGCUAUUGUUAUCUUCAAUUGUUCUGAAGCACAAGACCUUUCCAAACGCUGUAGAUAUGGACAAAGAAGAAAGAAAGACUAUCAACCAGGGACAAGAAGAUGAAAUGGAGAUUUAUGGCUAUAAUUUGUGUCGCUGGAAGCUUGCCAUAGUUUCUCUCGGAGUGGUGUGUACUGGCGGCUUUCUUCUCCUGCUCCUCUAUUGGAUGCCCGAGUGGCGGGUAAAGGCAACCUGUAUUAGAGCUGCAGUUAAGGACUGUGAAGUGGUGCUGCUGAGGACUACUGAUGAAUUCAGAAUGUGGUUUUGUGCAAAAAUUCGCUUUCUUUCUCUGGAAACUCCCCCAUUUUCAAGCCCAAAAUCUAUGGCUAAUAAGGUUUCGAAUGGCCAUGCAGUUCACUUAACUGAAAAUCUGGCUGAAGAGAAUAGGCUUGAGAUGAAUAAAUAUUCACAGCCUCAAUCACAACAGAUUCGUUGUUUCACCCACCAUAGUGUAAAAUACUUCUGGAAUGAUACCCUUCACAAUUUUGUUUUCUUAAAGGGACUGGAUGAAGGUGUUUCUUGUACGUCAAUUUAUGAAAAGCAUAGUGCAGGACUGACAAAGGGGAUGCAUGCCUACAGAAAAUUGCUUUAUGGAGUAAAUGAAAUUGCUGUGAAAGUGCCUUCAGUUUUUAAGCUUCUAAUUAAGGAGGUUCUCAACCCAUUUUACAUUUUCCAGCUGUUCAGUGUUAUACUGUGGAGCACAGAUGAAUACUAUUACUAUGCUAUAGCCAUUGUGAUUAUGUCUGUAGUAUCAAUUAUAAGCUCCCUAUAUGCCAUUAGAAAGCAAUAUAUUAUGUUGCAUGACAUGGUGGCAGCUCACAGUACUGUGAGAGUUUCAGUUUGCAGAGUAAAUGAAGAAAUCGAAGAGAUCUUUUCUACAGAUCUUGUGCCAGGAGAUGUCAUGGUCAUUCCAUUAAAUGGGACAGUCAUGCCUUGUGAUGCAGUACUUAUUAAUGGUACUUGUAUUGUAAAUGAAAGCAUGUUAACAGGAGAAAGUGUUCCAGUGACAAAGACUAAUUUGCCAAAUCCUUCAGUGGACAUAAAAGGAAUGGGAGAUGAAUUAUAUAGUCCAGAAACACAUAGACGACACACUUUGUUUUGUGGGACAACUGUUAUUCAAACUCGUUUCUACACUGGAGAACUUGUCAAAGCCAUAGUAGUUAGAACAGGAUUUAGUACUUCCAAAGGACAGCUUGUCCGCUCCAUAUUGUAUCCCAAACCAACUGAUUUUAAACUCUACAGAGAUGCCUACUUAUUUCUACUGUGUCUUGUGGCGGUGGCUGGCAUUGGGUUUAUCUACACUAUUAUCAAUAGCAUUUUAAAUGAGGUAGAAGUUGGGGAUAUAAUUAUUGAGUCUCUUGAUAUCAUUACAAUUACUGUGCCGCCUGCACUUCCUGCCGCAAUGACUGCUGGCGUUGUGUAUGCCCAAAGAAGACUGAAAAAAGUGGGUAUUUUCUGUAUCAGUCCCCAAAGGAUAAACAUCUGUGGACAACUGAAUCUUGUUUGCUUUGACAAGACUGGAACUCUUACUGAAGAUGGUUUAGAUCUUUGGGGGAUUCAACGAGUGGAAAAUACACGUUUUCUUUUGCCAGAAGAAAAGGUUUGCAAUGAGAUGUUGGUAAAGUCUCAGUUUGUCGCUUGUAUGGCUACUUGUCAUUCACUUACAAAAAUUGAAGGAGUGCUUUCUGGUGACCCACUUGAUUUGAAGAUGUUUGAAGCCAUCGGAUGGAUUCUGGAAGAAGCAACUGAAGAGGAAACAGCACUUCAUAAUCGAAUUAUGCCCACUGUGGUUCGUCCUCCAAAACAGCUGCUUCCUGAAUCUACACCUGCAGGAAACCAAGAAAUGGAGCUGUUUGAACUUCCAGCUAUUUAUGAGAUAGGAAUUGUUCGCCAGUUCCCAUUUUCUUCUGCUUUGCAACGUAUGAGUGUGGUUGCGAGGGUGCUAGGGGACAGGAAGAUGGACGCCUACGUGAAAGGGGCGCCGGAGGUCAUUGCCAGUCUUUGUAAACCCGAAACAGUUCCUGUUGAUUUUGAAAAAGUUUUAGAAAAUUACACCAAACAGGGCUUCCGUGUGAUUGCUCUUGCACACAGAAAAUUGGAGUCAAAACUGACAUGGCAUAAAGUGCAGAAUAUUAGCAGAGAUGCCAUUGAGAACAACAUGGAUUUUAUGGGAUUAAUUAUAAUGCAGAACAAAUUAAAGCGAGAAACCCCUGCAGUACUUGAAGAUUUGCAUAAAGCCAGCAUUCGCACUGUCAUGGUCACAGGUGACAACAUGUUGACUGCUGUCUCAGUGGCCAGAGACUGUGGAAUGAUACUACCUCAGGAUAAAGUUAUUAUUGCUGAAGCAUUACCUCCAAAGGAUGGGAAAGUUGCCAAGAUAAAUUGGCAUUAUGCAGACACCCUAACACAGAGUAGUGAUUCAUCAGCAAUUGACUCGGAGGCUAUUCCAAUUAAAUUGGUCCAUGAUAACUUAGAGGAUCUUCAGGUGACUCGUUAUCACUUUGCAAUGAAUGGAAAAUCAUUUUCGGUGAUACUGGAACAUUUCCAAGACCUUGUUCCUAAGUUGAUGCUACAUGGCACUGUGUUUGCUCGUAUGGCACCCGAUCAGAAGACACAGUUAGUAGAAGCAUUGCAAAAUGUAGAUUACUUUGUUGGGAUGUGCGGUGAUGGUGCAAAUGAUUGUGGUGCUCUGAAGAGGGCACAUGGAGGCAUUUCCUUAUCAGAGCUCGAGGCUUCGGUGGCAUCUCCCUUUACCUCCAAAACUCCUAGUAUUUCCUGUGUGCCAAACCUUAUCAGGGAAGGCCGUGCUGCUUUAAUGACUUCCUUCUGUGUGUUUAAAUUUAUGGCUUUGUACAGCAUUAUACAGUACUUCAGUGUUACUCUGCUGUAUUCUAUCUUAAGUAACCUAGGAGACUUCCAGUUUCUCUUCAUUGAUCUGGCAAUCAUUUUGGUAGUGGUAUUUACAAUGAGUUUAAAUCCUGCCUGGAAGGAACUUGUGGCACAAAGACCACCUUCAGGUCUUAUAUCUGGGGCCCUUCUCUUCUCCGUCUUGUCUCAGAUUAUCAUCUGCAUUGGAUUUCAAUCUUUGGGGUUUUUUUGGGUCAAGCAGCAGACGUGGUAUAAGGAGUCGCGUCCACAUUCAGAUACACAGGAAGCUUUUAAUACAACAGGAAGCCUAUAUGGGAAUUCUUCACAUUUGUACAAUGAAACCAAUCCUGAUAGACAUAAUAUAGAAAAUUAUGAAAAUACCACAGUGUUUUUUAUCUCCAGUUUUCAGUACCUCAUAGUGGCAAUUGCCUUUUCAAAAGGAAAACCCUUCAGGCAACCUUGCUACAAGAAUUAUUUUUUUGUUGUGUCUCUGAUUAUUUUGUAUGUUUUCAUAUUAUUCAUCAUGUUGCAUCCAGUUGCCUCUAUUGACCAGAUUCUUCAGAUAGUGUGUGUACCAUAUCAGUGGCGUGUAACUAUGCUCAUCAUUGUUCUCAUCAAUGCCUUUGUUUCAGUCGUGGUAGAGAACUUCUUCCUUGACAUGGUCCUUUGGAAAGUUGUGUUCAAUCGAGACAAACAAGGAGAAUAUCGCUUCACCACCACACAGCCACCACAGGAAUCAGUGGAUUGGUGGGGAAAAUGCUGCUUGUCCUGGGCCCUGAACUGUAGGAAGAAGAUGCCAAAGGCCAAGUACAUGUAUCUGGCCCAGGAGCUCUUGGUUGACCCGGAAUGGCCACCAAAACCUCAAACAACAACAGAAGCGAAAGCUUUAGUAAAGGAGAAUGGAUCAUGUCAGAUCAUCACCAUAACAUAGCAGUGAAUCGGUCUCAGUGGUAUUCUAGUAGCAGUAUUGAGGAGAAUGUAAAUAUAGGACUUAAUCUGAUCCUGUGCGUCAGAAUGGCACCCUUUCAAUUUAUGUCGCUUCCAAUACAGUAGCUGAUUUGAGUUUUUUUUUUUAAACAAAACAAACAAAAAGAGAUUGGCCUGUCAGUUAAAUUAAUAAUCAGUCUUCAAAGUCCUAUACCUUCAUUCAGUGACUCUAAAUAUUAUAUAUGUUUCCAGAACUUGCUUGAUUGUUAUCCUCAGUGAUACUCUUUAUAGGGUACAGAAGAAAGUUGGUAUCUGGAAGGUAUUUAGAUACUAAGCUUCUAAGACUUUAGUUUAUGCCUUUAAAUUUAUUUUCACAGCCCCCUUAUUAGAUAAAGUCAUCAUUUAUAUACAGGCCCUAAAUUUGUGGUUGAUAAAUAAAAUGGGUGUUAAUUAGCCUCCAAUGAAAAUAGGUACAAAGCCUGUUUUUAUUUGAUUUCAAUAUUUCUCCCAAAGAAAACUUAGUAUACAUAACACCAGUUCCCUUUGAUAGCCUAGAGUUAGGAGUGAGUUUUAUGGUGUUGCAACUCAGGUAAUUUCCAUUUAUGGUUUUAUAUUUUCUGUACAAACUGCCUGGGUUUUAUUUUUUCUAAUCAGCAAGGUGCUUCACUGCCUUCUUGAGAUGUCCCUCAAAGCUAUUAUAUGGAUCUUGUGCUAUGUCUGGUGUCAGUAGUAUAAUUUGCUUUAGUUACAUGUUGUUGAAGCCUUUUCAGUAGGAAAAAAGCUGAUUUCUUUUGGUAGUAGAUGUAGAUCUACCUUUUUAAUAUCUCUUCAUACCUGUUUUUUUCCUCUCAGGCUUUAUAUUAUUUUAAAUGUCUUUUUAUUUUCUUCUACGUCUUUAAUUACCUAAAGACAUAGGAUAAUAGUUUUUUGUUUUUUAGUUUUUUGAGUUAGAAUUUUACCUCCUAAAAUUUUAAAGGUUUGAUGUAUGUCUCUCCUGUCAAUAAUGAGGCUUAAAAAAAUGAGUGGUUUUGAAUGACUGCUAUUUUUUCAAAGCAGUAUGAACCUGGCGAGUUUGUCUUAUGCCAUUAGGUGGCGCCAGAGGUCAGAGUUUACCUGUUCUGGAUUGGGUGUUUACGAAUGAGCAUAUUUGGUUGUGGAAAAUUCUGGGAGAAAAAAAAAAAAUGAAAUAAAGUUAAAAAGAAAAGUCAUUCAUUGAGCCAAAAGAAAUGUAGAAGAUAUUUUUCACCUUUCUGUUUUGCCUGGUUAAUGUUUAAAUUCUAAACAAAAUUAAGGUAAUUUAAAAAUGCCUUUAUAGGUAAGAUCCAGCAGUUUGGCAAAGCCCAAAGUUCUGAUAAACAAGAAAACUGAUACUGCUGUAAAGUGGACACUAAACUACUAAGACUGUGUGAUCUUAUCCUGUGCUCUUCCUUGACCGGUAGCAUGCUUGUGCUUUCUACUUCUAGCUGAUCAUUAUUUUCCUGAUACAUAUUUACCAGUUUGAUCAGAUGUUACCCAGAACCAUAAAACCAAAUGGUUCUCAUUUUUUAUGCUGCAGAGACCUGAUGAUUUUUGGUUAACUGUAGAAAAAUGUAUGUUACACUCAGGAUCACUGUUAACUGCUGUGGCCACUGAUGAUUCUUAUAAAAAUAUAAUCAAAGUUUUCCAUCAAAAAAGUAUGAUACUAUAUUAAUACACAUUAGAUGAUAAGAACCGUUGUUCCAUGAAUGAUUCUAUGAAGCUAUGCAUCUUAGACCUCUUGAGCUGUGAAUUAGCACUGUUUUUAUAGUUACUUACUCUCUUUAUCAUUUUAUAAUUUCCACAUUCAGUUCACUUCCAAUACAUACGAGUGAUAGUCUUCAGUGAUCUCCCACAAUUGUAAAUUUUAUUCUUUGAUUUAAAUACUGAAGCAUAUAAUUAAAGUAAUUGCUAAGUAGCAGCUUAAAAAUCCAACUAUCAGAUUGUAUUUAACAUCUUUAAGAGCAUGAUCAUAAAGAGCUAUAUUUUUACAACCUCCCCCCUUUUUUAACAUUUAGAUUUUAUAAGGGUUUUAUAUCACAUCUGUCCAUAUUGUUUUCAAAGGAAUGAGGUUUUUAGGUAGGUGGACAAAACAUUUGUAGGAGGCUAGAUUUGAACAUAGACAAGGUGGGUUGUUCAGGUUGUAAUGGAUGGCUUCCAGAAUGUGAUUUGAAGAAUGCCUGUGAGUCCAGGUGUGGGUCCUACUUAGUGCCAUAGAUAGACGAGUCCUCUCUCUGUAGGUCACCAUUACAUAGUAAUUUUGAUUCUGAAUUUCACAUUAAAUUAUUUGAGUGUAUACAGAUCUAAAUUUUAAAAUCUGUACAUAUAUUAUUUUGACGUAUUAAGAUGAAUAAAUAUUGCUGAUUUAAAUUUUAUUUAUGCACAUACCUAAAGGACAGAAAUGUCCAGGAAAGUAAUUGUUAAAUAAUAUGUAACUUUUUAACUUUUUAAAUAAAUAACAAGAUUUUUAAUGUGUGUCUCCCUCAGGGUUGUUUAAAGUUUUUUUUCCUCCCUCAAAUAUAAAUAGUGGUAACUAUAUGUUUUGUAUCUUCUAGCACCAACUGCUGUAAAGCAAUGCUGCAAAUAAUGCUUGAAUAAAAGUGGCUAAGCCAACAACAAAAUAAAAACUUUUUAUAUUAGUUUUAUAAUCCCUACAUUCGAAAGCUUUCCAAAUUGUACUUGCAUUUAAAUAAAACUGUUGCAGUUUUUACUGUUUUGUUUCCCAUGUUUAUGAAACUACUGCACAGUUUCAGAGGCAUGGAAAAUUAUGUCAGUGUUUAUGUACUCUGUUCCCCCAAACGGCUAUGGAUCCAAUGUCCAGAGAAGAGCAAAAUUCCAACUUUAGAAAACAUUCUAAGAUUUCAUGCAUGCAGUUUUGACAUAUCUGAAAAUAGGCUUUUUGUAUAUUUAUGGUGGGAGGUGGUUGGGAACUUUUAACAAAAUGUUAAUUUUUGUACAGUCUGUGGGCAUUUACACAUAUUUUUAAUGUAUUAAGAUUUGGUAAUUAUGUGCACAUUAAAUUAAUAAAAUAAUUACUUCCUGUUAUGAUUUGUGAAUUCCCUAAGACUUUGGAUUUUUUUAAGUAACUUUAUAUCAGAAAUGAUACUGCAUCUUUAUAUUUUUUAAAUUGUAUUGCUGCUCAAGAAUGGUACCCUGAUGUCAAAAAGGCAUACAUUCAGAAUUGUACAUUCAGCACUGUAAAUAGCCUUAUGAAAAAUUUUUGAUUGAAGCUGUUCAAAAUAAAGAUUUGAAUGAUA
This is a messenger RNA of Balaenoptera musculus (blue whale), 7684 nucleotides long. It is a transcript of the gene ATP13A3, whose product is annotated as ATPase 13A3. Lineage: Eukaryota; Metazoa; Chordata; Mammalia; Artiodactyla; Balaenopteridae. The coding region runs from base 637 to 4416 and encodes 1259 amino acids. Gene Ontology annotation, molecular function: ATPase-coupled monoatomic cation transmembrane transporter activity; P-type ion transporter activity; ATP hydrolysis activity. The record is from RefSeq and is a predicted model, not a curated record. The transcript is spliced from 35 exons. Gene Ontology annotation, biological process: intracellular calcium ion homeostasis; polyamine transmembrane transport. Gene Ontology annotation, cellular component: late endosome membrane.